UGUGUGUCUGUCUGUCUGUCUGUCUGUCUGUCUCACCGAGAGCCCCGCCGAGCAGCAUAAGGAGGCGAGAGGCGCUCAGAGAAGCGCGGAGUUCGGCGCUGGACGCUGUUGGACUGAGCUGGACGGUCGCUGCGGAGGACAGAUUCUCGAGCAGCCCCGGAGUCGGAGACGGAGAGAAGGAGGAGGAGGAUCCUGAAGAGCGGGACGGGCUCAAUUUAUUUACCCGGAUUUCACCGUGAUUUCGUCUCGACUCGAGCGCGUGCGCGCUGCUCUCUCAGCCUCUUGUUUCUCUCUGAGUUUUUGUACUUUCACCUGCAGUUCGAAUCGGUGAUCCGCUUCGCUCAUCGAUCUCGUUGAGGAGGAAGAAGAAGAAGAAGAAGAAGAAAGACGAAAGACACUUUUCACCUAGAGACGUUACUAAGUAUCAAACUUGUGGACUCGGACUCGGAGUCGGAGUCGGAGUCGCCGAAGAGGCGGCGGCCAAGUCUCCACGUGUCUCCGCGGACCUGGACUCACUGGAGCGAGAUCAUCUCGGAGAUCAUCAUGUUCCUCAGGCUUCGCUUCGGACCUUCUACAAACGCUCCUCGGCAGGUUUUCCGCUCUGUGAUGUGGUGAUGAUGUCCAUGAGCCCAUCUGGAGAUGUGUGACCAGCUCACGAGACGCUUCCAAGAUCAUGUGGAUCUAGAGUAGAGGAUAUUAAUUAGCCUAGGGCUCACAGAUGGAUGUUCUCCACACGCUGGGAGAUCUUGGCGAAAACAGGCGCACUUGGGAAUAGAGUAAAACUGAAAGUGGAGCCCAUCCUCAGGCUGAAUCUGUCCUGGAGGUCCCGAUCACCAGCUCAUCUGUGAGAGCGAGGACUGGUACGCAGAAACAGAUACCACAUACGGUCUCACGCAGAACGAGAUCCAGAGAGACAGCAGACCUGUGCGAGAGGAGGAGGACAUUCCAGCCCUGGUCUCCACUCUUCAAACACCCCGUCCCUAAUGGACUGACCACUUUCUACCACCACAGAAAGCACCAGGCUGAAGCAAGGCAGCGCGGGCAGGAUGUGUGAGAGAGUGUGACGGCGCUAUGGGACCCCGGCGACUCGGGCUCGUGGCUGUGACCGCCGCCGCCGCUCUCUGCCUCCUCCGUCCGUCCCGAGGCGCCGAUCCCAUGGUGCGUGCCAGGGCGGGGGGUGUGGCAGAGCUGGGCUGCAGCCUGGACCCCCCCCCAUCAGGCCCUGCCUCCCGCCUCUUCCCGUUGCACGUCGUGGAGUGGGUGCGUCUCGGCUACAGCGUGCCCAUCCUCAUAAAGUUUGGAGUGUACACACCGCGCGUGCACCCUGACUACAGGGGACGGGUGUCGCUGAGCCGUGGCGCCUCCCUGCUCUUGCGGGGGCUGCGCCUGGAGGACGAAGGCUGGUUUGAGUGUCGCAUCCUCCUGCUGGACAGAGCGACAGACGAGUUUCGCAACGGCACCUGGACCUUCCUCUCAGUCACUGCCCCGCCCACCUUUCUCAAGACUCCACCCCCUUUCCUGGAAGCCCUGCUGGGCGACUCGGUGACGCUCGUAUGCGUCGCCCACGGCAACCCUCAGCCGAGCGUGACCUGGAAGAAGGACGACGCCCCGGUGGAAAAACAAGAGACGGUCGAGCUGGCCAAUGGGACGCUGACUUUGGCGUCAGUGACCAGGGAGGAGGCAGGAACAUACAAAUGUCACGUGUCCAACGCGGAGGGAAACCUCACCCACGCCACACAGCUGCUGGUCAAAGGUCCUCCCAUCAUCAUCAUCUCCCCUGAAGACGCGACUCUCAACAUGUCCCAGGAUGCUGUGCUGCAGUGCCAGGCCGAGGCCUACCCAGCCAACCUUUCGUACAUGUGGUGGAGGGAAGGAGAGGACGUCCACCACAUAGAGUCCCUCAAGUUCCGCGUGAAGGUCUUGGUGGACGGCUCCCUCCUCAUCCCCUCCCUUGUCCCAGAGGAUGCUGGGAACUACACCUGCAUGCCUAGUAAUGGGUUGCUAACUCCACCCACCGCCUCUGCCUACCUCACUGUGAGGCACCCGGCUCAGGUGAUGCGGAUGCCCAGGGAGACGUAUCUGCCCGCGGGGAUGGGGGGGGUCAUCACCUGUCCAAUCAGAGCGGACCCCCCCAUGCUCUAUGUCAACUGGACCAAAGAUGGGGACGUCCUCAAUCUUGACAUGUUCCCAGGCUGGAUGGUGAACUCGGAAGGCUCCGUCUUCAUAGCUACAGCCAAUGACGACGCAGUGGGAGUUUACACCUGCACCGCCUACAACAGCUAUGGAACGAUGGGCGAGUCGGAUCCCACUUCGGUGCUCCUGCAGGAUCCGCCCUCGUUUAAGGUGGUCCCCCGAGCCGAGUACCUGCAGGAGGUGGGCCGGGAGCUGGUCGUUCCCUGCCAGGCCCGUGGUGACCCCGCCCCCAACACCACCUGGAGCAAGGUGGGCUCCGCCCCCCGCUCGUCGUACACUGUGGCAGCAAACGGCUCUCUGGUACUCCGCCCACUGAGCAAGGACCACCAGGGGGCGUGGGAGUGCCAGGCUACCAACCGUGUGGCCACCGUCAGCACGAGCACCAUGGUCCUUGUGCUAGGCACCAGCCCCCAUGCCGUGUUGGCCGUGUCCGUGGUCCCGGAGGUCAACCAGCUCAACGUGUCCUGGGAACCCGGUUUCGACGGGGGCUACACCCAGAAGUUCACCGUGUGGGUGAAACAGGCUUCCAGGGACAACCACGAGUGGACAACGCUGCCCGUUCCCCCGUCCAAGAGCUCCCUGCUCGUGACAGGUCUCCUCCCUGGCACCAAGUACCAGCUCAGCGUCCUGCCCCAGAACAAGCUGGGUUCAGGGCCCUUCAGUGAGAUCGCCACCGUCAGGACCUUGGUCCCCCCAACAGCCCUCGUACCAACAGCAGUGCCCAAACUGGCCCCGCCUUCACAGCUCUCCGUCAAUCAGACAUCAGAGGGGAUCGUGGUGCAGUGGGCGUGGCCUCCCCCACAGGCCCCGCCCAUCACAGGCUUCGUGCUGCAGGCGCGCCAGCAGCGGGGGCAAUGGCAGGUUCUGGAUGGCGCAGUGGGCAGAAACAGCAGCGAGGUUCUCGUGCAGGGCUUACUGAAGGACUCCAUCUAUGAACUGCGGCUGCUCUCUGUCAGCGAUAACGUGAUCAGUGAGCCCAGUGAGUCGGUCAGCGUUUCCACUGCAGGAAUGGAGGUGUAUCCGGCUCGCCGAGGCCUUCUGCACUUCAUCCCUGAGCCGCUGCUGGCCGGCGUGGUGGGGGGGGUCUGCUUCCUCUUCGUGGCCAUUCUCUUGUCCCUGGCCAUGGCCUGCAUCAUGGGCCACCGGCGAGAGCAGCGGCGGAGGAAGAGGAGGGACGAUCUCCCCACUGCCUUGCAGAAGAGCCCACCUCCACAAGCUCGCUCGCCUCCUGACAGCCCAGACAGCAUACUGAAGAUGAAGCUGUGUCCUCCGCUCUCCUUCUUUCCCGGAUCAUCCUCCUCCCAGUCCGACCGCUCCUCCUUCGACAAGGCCAGCCGCAGCGAGUACCAGGACCAGCGGCAGCAGCUCCUCACCAGCUGCUCACCUCCUCCUCGAUACACCCUUUUCGAGAGCCACCUUGGGGGCUUGCCCUCCCCCACCGCAGCCCUGGAGUCCAUCUCUCGGGGACCUGACGGGCGCUUCGCUGUCCAGCCCUACGAAGAGGAGCGCACUACUGCUCACGUUCAGAAGAAUCUGAAGAAGGAGUUCCCACAAUGCACUACAGGGGGAAGUGGCUCCAGCAGCAGCAAGUCAUCCUUCAGAGACUCUCCAAGGUCAAAUUCCCUGUGCUCUGACAAGGACGGGAAGAGGGACAUAGCUGAAAUUGUGGUCCAGAGGCAAACCCGACAAUCGCCUCAACAAAACAAGGUAAGAGCUAAGAAGCUGUCUCCUCGUGGUUGCUUCUACUCAGACGAUGAGCGGGGAUGCUCCGACAGGCUGCUGGACCGAGCGAGCUUCUGCUCGGACAGCGGCGAGAAAAGGGCCCGAGACUCCCUGAAGAGGUACCGUUCAUUGGGCUGCCAAGGUGACCUCUUCCCACCCCUGAGGCGGCAGGCCAAGGAGGAGGGCCUGGGGCAGGAUAGGAUGCGAUACAGCCCCUCCAGCUACCUUCCCGUUCGCAGGGAAAAUCGGGGCACAGGCUCCGGCACCACCAUGUUUCAAAUGGAGAACGAGCGAGAAAGUGACAGCCUGAGCAAGUGCCUGAAACUCGCCCAGGAGAGAGAGCAGAUGGAGAAGGAACUGGAGCGAUUCACGAGUAGCCAGAGGACUCGAGGUCGAGCAAGAGAGCAGGUCCAGGUCAAGGAAAACCCAGCUGGCAGAGAUGAAGAGGACCCUGUAUGGAAACUGCAAGAUGUCCCUCUCCGACAGAAAUCCCAACAAGCCAGUGGGCAGCCCCACCGACUCUCGGACUACCGCAAGGGCUGCUAUUUUGGGAACACCAGCAGUCCGAUGGAGCAGAUCUCCUCACCCUAUAUGCACUGGGACAUCAGCCCUGUUGACUCCAUCACCAGUCUAGUGGCUGUGCAAAGCCCCCUAGAGAAAGUCCCACCAAGGGCCCCCAUGGUCUCUCCUGCAGAAACCGCCCUAGCUGUGGAUUGUUCCCCAUCUCCGACCACCCAGUGCUCCUCCCUGUCCCUCCCCUCCGCUGCCCCCGGUACUUCCUUCAUGUCUCCUGGGGACCUAAAGGAAGCAAAGUCAAGGCGUCCGGAGAAAAGCCUGCUGCAACAGAGUUUCUCGCACGGGAGGUCGCUGCCAGAGGAAAGUUGGGCCGCUGAGAGGUCAAGGUCUGAAGGCACUUUCCUUUCAGAAGGAGCCAAUGACAGAAGGGCAAGUCCUGCGCUUAGCUCAGCACCAGUGUUUAACGUGCUACAAAUGGAGCGAAAGCAGGAGUCAGAAGUGAAAAGUGCUGUUCGGGCCACAGAAGCUAUGAAGGGAUGCCAGUGGAAGCGCCGUAGCGCUGAUCGCUGUGACUCUAUCGCGCAGAACCUUGUAGAAGGAGGAGGCAAAGACAGGGACAGUCCCUCUGGGGGCUCCACUCUGCCUUAUGAUUUCUGGAAAUCUGGGGAGAGAAAAGGAGCCGCAGUGAGUCACAGCGGAAGCUCCCCAGUCUCCCCAGAGUUUGAAAAGGAAGGCGUGAGGAUUCGUUCGCGGAAGAGCGACAAGUGCCUUUACGGCGACAGCCCCGGUCGUGUCUCACCUUUGGCCUUUACAGAAAAUGAGGCCGAAAGCGACCCGUCGCAUUUUUCUGUCUUGAAAAUGUCUGAGUCUUUUAAAGCCGAGAUUGUGCCACAGGCUCCCAAAAAGCCCCUGCUGCAGACCAGUGCGAUCCUGGAGUAUCUGAGCCUCCCAGGGUUCAUCGAGAUGAGCGUAGAUGAGCCCGCUGGUGAAAACGAGGCUUCAGGCUCAAUCCAAAGGAGCUCAGAGCAGGGGCUUCUUUUACGAGAGAAACCUGAUGUCCUCCCAAAGGACUGGGAAGCUCACAAACCUGAGACAAAGUCAAGUCAAAAAAGUGCUGAAGUUUUAGAAAAUAAACCUCCAAGUGGAGAUUCAGGACUGCAUGGUAGACCUUCCUCGAAGCUCAAAGCUGAGGACUCCAGAGGGAAGGGGGAGAAUCCAGACAAAGGUCAGGAGCCGUCGCAUAGCCUAGAAGAACUUCAGCAGCAUCACGGUGACGAGUCACAGCCUAUUUGCGCAGAUGCAUCUUCGGGCUCAGAGGUGCGAUGGGCCAUCAACAAUCUUGGUGUGAGUCUGGUGCCACCAUCUAGUGCUUUGAAGCAAGAAGCAGGGAACGCAACCAGAAAGUCUGCAUCUUCCACUGACAGACGAGAAGCUGCUUUUGAAUCGUCCCAAAGACUUGAGGGCAGCAGGAACAGUAAGGCAUACUCGAGGCUUUAUCAAGCACCCACAUCUUUUAUGAAGAAGUCAGCAAGUGUAGGUCCGAGCAGAUCGCUCUGGGCUGUGGCUCAGCCAGGUCCACCUUUGAAGAAGUCAGUGAGCCUAGGGUCCCAAAGAUGGGAGCAUUACAAGAUGCCCCAAAGUCACACCUCUGACAGGCUUCAUUGCGAUGAUUUCCCCCAACCAAAUGUCUUAAUGAAGUCUUCAAGCAUCUCUCCUGCGUCUCCUUUCUGCCCAAGACAAGGAUAUGACACCUUCCGACCUCAGAGCAGCCCUGAUGUUGAGAGCGCUGCCCGCACGAGCAGGUUCUCAGGGGUCCCAUAUCGUCUCGGCGUUCAACCUUCAACCAAGGACCUACUGAAGCGACCAGACCAUCCUGUCCUUGCCCGUGCUCCCACCUCCACCAGACGCCUGUCGCCUGACCCUCGGCGACAGGCCACCGCUUUCCCUGAAGUGUCCUGCAGGCCCGCAAUGUACCAGGAAGCUCUAAGGUCCGUUCAGCACAUAGCGGUUCCUCGUGAUCACUACGGCCUGCAGGUGCCCCAGAGGCCAGGAACGAGAGGGGUGUACGUGCAACCACUGGACUCCAGGUCAGGAGCUCAGAGGGUCUCCCUGCCCCGGGGCUACAGCUGGCCUUCCCCCUAUCACCCACACCUGGUUCCCAGGGAGACAGCCACAGAAGGGUUUCGAGAGAAGGAUGUCUGGAGGGGAACGGAACCUGAAGUCCGAGACUGCAGGGACGCGACGGAGGGGCGGGCGAGCUAUGCGAGCCAGAGCAGCGGCAGGGGCAGCAUGGGGCCAUCCUACCCUCACGGCCUCCUGCGGCAGUCCCUCUCGCUCACCCCCACCCUCACCAGCUCCCCAGAAACCGUGCAGGAGAUGAGGAGGCACAGCACCGAGGCCGAUGCGGUGCGACGGAGAGCCGACAAAAGGAACACGUACGUGGACGAGAGCUAUGAGUGGGACCAGGCUGACGUCCCGGUCGAUUUGUACAUCCUGGAGGAAGAGAGCGUCGACCACGAGGGCCCAGCGAGAAGAGAUCGACCUCACUCCGCCAUCGGCCUCGGCGACCUGCAGAGCAAAGGCCUGUUCUCCUGGGCCAGCGCACCUCCAGUGUUCGCACCCCAAACCGGUCUGUACGGCCGCUCCCUCAGCGAGGCGCGCUUCAACGCCCUCCGCCUCGAGUACCAGGAGUAUCGUCGUGCCCAGGAGUGCGCGCGCUCCCACCGCUCCCGCCCGACCCCCAACCCCGACUCAGACCCCGACUCAAACGCGGCCCUCCUCUGAGCUCCCUGCGUCCACCCCCAUGUGCUCUGCUCAAGCCCUGUGUUGCCUGUACUUCCCCACGUGUCCACUAGGAGACGCCGCCUUGUCUGUCAGGUUCCUCUGUGUGGUGCGGUUUCAACAGCUUUGGAGACUUUUCUUCAAGUCCUGUGCGCUUCCCCUCAGCUGACUUCCCUUUGCCACCACUUUGACCAAAAAUGUUGUAUUCCAGGGCACUUGCUCCUCAUUGUACCGCCAUACCGGAAGCGGCAG
Molecule: messenger RNA, 7464 nt
Organism: Scleropages formosus (Asian bonytongue)
Lineage: Eukaryota; Metazoa; Chordata; Actinopteri; Osteoglossiformes; Osteoglossidae
Gene: igsf9b
Product: immunoglobulin superfamily, member 9b
Exons: 21
Coding region: 1072-7215 (2047 amino acids)
Molecular function (GO): protein binding
Source: RefSeq, a predicted model, not a curated record